ACGUGGGACGUGGCACUGCGCAAGCGCACCAGCGGCUGCCCGAUCGUUUGUUCAAAGAAGAAAAAGCGACGUGAAUUCUUCGGAGGAUAAUUCUAGUGGUGGUGUUUUUUCUUUGACUGCCAGCUUCGAGUCGGCGCUGCAUCGAAACAUGUACUUGGCAAUUGUUGCGCCGUUGUGGGCGGGCGUGCUGUUAUUGUUUUGUCCAAUCGGCGUUCUGUCGGCCGGGUGCACGCCCUACGCCCUUCCGGAGGAUUUCAAAUCCGCGUGCGACGUCCGCAACCUGCAAGUUAUCAGCGCUUCGGGGAACACCAUCGUCGACAAUGCCAACUGCAACGAACUUUUUUCGAAAUCCGAGUUCUCAACCUCGCCGUCGGUGCAGUUCGACGGUGCUGAUCCCGAAAAGACGUAUACUUUAAUCAUGGUCGACCCCGAUGCACCAAACCACAGUGAAGGCCAGUACUGGCUUCACUGGAUUGUUGCUAACAUUAAGGGAGCAGAUCUGAGAAGUGGCAACAUUGGAUCGUCACACACCGUGGUCACCAGCUACCACCCGCCGGGCCCGCCCAAAGGCACGGGCCCGCACCGCUACGUGUUCCUGCUGCUGGAGCAGGCCAAGAGCAAGGUGUCCAUGGAGUCCCCCGACAAGAGGCCCCGCUUCAACCUGGCCACCUACCUCAGCAUCCAGGAGGGCAAGUUCUGCCGGCUGGUGGCGGGCGCCCAGUUCCGCGCCCAGUACGAGGCCUGAGGCCUCCUGUCGCGGCCUGUACAGCCCCCCCCCCCCCCCCGUCUCCCCCGGGGGGGUUCUCUUGUCGCAGCCUGUACAGCUCUGUAUCCCGCAGAAAACAUAUCGAAUGAAACCCCCACACGGGCCUGUAACUGUUCUUUUUUUCCCCCCCUUCGCCCGAAAACAAAAAGGACGAAUUCUUUGGAAACUAGUGGACAAAAAGGGUUCAUAUGUAAUUCUUCAAGUAUAGGGCUGUGUUGAUAAUGUUUAUAAUACAUCGAUAUUAAAUGUUAAGAACAAUUUUUUUUUAAAUUUUAACAUUAAACAUGAAGAUAAAUGAUAAUUUUGACAAAUUUUAAAUAAUAUAUUUUUUUUUUAACUGUUUAGAUAUGUUCACUUUUAUUUACAAAAAAAAACGUUCUGGCAACUUUUUAGUAAAAUUCUCUCGUGAAAAAGUAAGUUUUUUUUUCUGUUUGUAUACCAUUAUAAUGUAUUUACGUUGUAUUUAAUUUGUGAGAGGGAGGGAUCAAAUUGUAAUUUUACCCGGGCCUAACACUGUUUUGCACCGUCACGCCCUUGUGGCGAGCGUUGUGACUUGCGGGGUUGGAUCCGGCAUGCCUUGCGUGACUGAAAAGUUUAAGAGCUCAGUCGAUACCCGAAUAUUCAAUCCUGGAGAUCACGUGCAUGUCCCCAGUGUUUGCCUUUAACCAUUGAAAAAACAAUUGUCUUAGUACAUUAAUCGAGCCAGAAUUCGCAAGAGCUCGUUGUGUGACGUAAAAGGACGUUCAUUGUUUUGGUUCGCAAUAUUUUCUUUUGUUCAUGAAUUUCACUCCCUCCAUUUACUUCAUCACGGCCUCACUCAAAACUUUCUAGCCUUGCCAAGAACCCGACGUUGAUACUGUGAGAUACACAGUGUUUAACAGUGGCUUGUGGUCCACUGAAUUAUAUACAUAUACAAUGUUAUUGUAAGCCACGAACUACUAAAUAUUGAGACACAACAUAUAUAAAUAUUUUUUUGGGAAAUAAAUACCGAUAACAUAUAUUUUGGUUUCUGAUAAACUGUUUUAAUCAUGUUUUUGUACUGAGGCUGCGGUGUGUAUAAACUUACAGAUAAUGUUUGUUUUUUUUGUGAUCAAGAUGAAGACUUUGUUACUGGGUAAACCUUUGUAAUGAUUUAAUGCUUUAUUAAUAAGAUAUAAUACCUUUAUUAUGAUUUUUUGUUAAAAUUCAUAUGGGAUAUUUUUUUUGUUCUUAGUUGUUGGUGUGUGUAUUUGUUAGUUUUGUACACGGUAUCUGGUGAUGUUUUAUGUUUUGGUAUAUAAAUAAAUAUUUUAUAUAUUAUUUACCGCAAAACAAAUCCUAUCCUACUAACCCAAUCUUAUACUACAAGUAUAGGUACAUGAUGAGUCCGAAUUCAACAAACUUCGGCUGCAAGUUCAUUAUGAAAAAGUAAGUUCAAUUUUUUUUUGUUCUAAGGGCAUUCCAAGGCAGAAAACUUGUCGCUGUUGAACGAUUUCAUUGAAAUAAUCGGAAAAGUUUCCUGUUUGGUUACCGCUGUGGGUAAAUAGGCUAUAUUUUGUUGGUUAUAUUUGAUAAAACUCGUAAAAUCAUUUUCACUUUAUAUGUUAUUGGUAUUAAUGAUUUGAAUAUCUGAACAUUUUUUAAGGAAGUUUCAACAAAUACAAUCAAAUACAUACCGAUCGUUAUCACAAAACAAAGGUAUAAUAAGAAAGUAAAUUUAUGUGAAUUCGCGUGACAGCAAUUAAGAGUUUAAAAUGACUAAUUUCAGCCUAAAUGUAAUAUGUGUAGAUAUAUACUACAUUAUGUAUGUCCUGUUGGGCUUAUGUGCGUUAUGCGCAGGCUGGUUAUUACUGCGUUGGGUAUUUUAAAAGCAUUCACUAUGCUCAGCAACGUCAACAGUAGAUAAUAUUCAAUAAACAACUAUGCAUAACACUUGAGAACUAAACAGCAACGAUGGAAGCUAUCCUAACUUUAUAGUAUACGGGGAGGAAAAACCAACACAGUAAAAUACAUAUUUGAGAUUAUUAAAAUAAAAAUUUAUAAACUGUUUGAAAUGUAACAAUGUAAGUACACACUGAUUAUAUAUGUUGACAAACAAUAUACACUCAGGAUAAAUAAUCAGUAUAGCUAUGAAAAACUCUAAAUGACAUUUCAAUAUAAUAUUUAAAGUAUGCUUUGGUCAAAAUCGGAUGUCAGAACUGUAGCAGGUACUCUAAAACCUGAUAAUAUACUGGAUUUAU
This is a messenger RNA of Bacillus rossius redtenbacheri, 2985 nucleotides long. RefSeq names its product protein D3-like. Bases 149 to 745 code for a protein of 198 amino acids. NCBI's taxonomy places the organism in Eukaryota, Metazoa, Arthropoda, Insecta, Phasmatodea, Bacillidae. The transcript has 4 exons. The record is from RefSeq and is a predicted model, not a curated record.